This is a messenger RNA of Dromiciops gliroides (monito del monte), 2112 nucleotides long. RefSeq names its product immunoglobulin superfamily DCC subclass member 3-like. Gene Ontology annotation, molecular function: protein binding. The record is from RefSeq and is a predicted model, not a curated record. The transcript is spliced from 14 exons. Gene Ontology annotation, cellular component: plasma membrane; axon. The coding region runs from base 1 to 2112 and encodes 703 amino acids. NCBI's taxonomy places the organism in Eukaryota, Metazoa, Chordata, Mammalia, Microbiotheria, Microbiotheriidae. Gene Ontology annotation, biological process: cell-cell adhesion; axon guidance.
AUGGGGUUGUGGCUGCUUGGACUGCUACUGCUGCUGCAGGACUGGGGUGAAGCGGGAGGUUCUGAGCUGGCCUUCGUGCAGGAGCCAGGGGACGUGGUGGCACUGAGAGAACACCCACUGCUGCUGAGGUGUCAGGUGGAAGGAGAGCCGCCCAUCACCAUCUCCUGGCAGCGAGAUGGGAUACCUCUGGGAAAUAAUAGUGGUGCCACCCUGAUGCCAGAUGGAUCUCUUCACCUUGGGGGUUUCCCCAACCACCAUCCCCCUCAGGGAUCAUCUGCUAGUGUCCAUGAGUACAACUGUAUGGCUCAAAACCGCUAUGGACGGUUGGUGAGCCGGAGGGCACGGGUGCAGCUGGCAAGUCUAUCUCGAUUUCACCAACACCCUGAGUCCAUGGUGGUAGAGCAAGGAGGUGUUGCCCGUUUCCAGUGCCUGAUCCGAGGAGUACCCGAGCCAACUAUCUCCUGGGAACACAACCGAACUGCCUUGAGCCCUACCAACCACAGGUUCACCUUACUACCUGCAGGCAUUCUGCAGAUCACAAAUGUUGGGCAGUCUGAUAUAGGCACCUACCGAUGUGUGGCACACAAUGUAGCCAGUACUCGCUACAGCCAGGAGGCCCAACUUGCACUGAGCGUGUCUCCCCUGCGGCUGCUUCAGGAACCAGAGAUUCUAUCGGGGCCUCAGAACCUGACCCUCACCGUGCACCAGACUGCAGUGCUAGAGUGCAUUGCUACAGGCCACCCCCGCCCCCUAGUCUCCUGGAGUCGCCUGGAUGGUCGUUCCAUUGGGGUGGAAGGAAUCCAGGUCCUGGGAACUGGGAACCUGAUGAUCUCAGAUGUGUCUGUUCAGCACUCCGGAGUAUAUGUCUGUGCUGCCAACCGACCGGGCACCAGGGUCCGGCGAACAGCUCAGGGGGUCCUUCUGGUGCAGGCCCCUCCAGAGUUUGUCCAGUGGCCACAGUCUGUGUCAAAGCCCCCUGGCAGCAGUGCCAUCUUCACAUGUGUGGCCCAAGGUGUUCCUGAACCCCGGCUCAUCUGGCUGAAGAACGGAAAGGUCCUGAGCCCCGGAGAUAAUGUCAGGCUCACUCACAACAACAGCACACUGAUGUUGGCUGGUGUCACAGCAGAAGAUGAAGCCAUCUACCAGUGCAUAGCAGAGAACAGUGCAGGCUCUAACCAGGCCAGUGCCCGCCUGGCUGUGACUGGAGCCCCAGAGCCACCCCCUGUUCCCCAAGGUCUCCGGGCCUCUGCCCUCUCCACAUCCACCAUCCGAGUUUCCUGGGAACCUCCUUCUUUUGGCGACAAUCCCAGUAUCAUCGGCUAUGUGCUACAUCUUCAGCCUGAGGGAGAGCCACCUGGCAGGGAAUUACAGGAAGCCGUGAGCAAAGGGACCUUUGAACAUGUUUUCACCAACCUGGAGCCAGCUACCACCUAUUCCAUCCGUCUUCGGGCAUAUUCUGAUGAGGGUGCUAGCCAUGACUCUCCUCCCGUACAUAUCACCACCAUGGGCAAUGCUCCUGCAGCCUUUGGCUUCUACACCAAAGUGCUCAAUGCCACCUCAGUUCAGGCCUCCUGGGAGCUGCCUUCCCAGCCUGGGCUCGUCCAAGGCUUCAAGCUCUUCCACAGAAAGCUACCAGCUGCUCAUUUUGAGGGACCCCUCCUUCUAGCCAGAAGUGCCAGUUCAUUCCUCUACACUGACCUAGAGCCUGCUGCCUUGUAUGAGAUCAAGCUCCAGGCCUUCAACGGAAAUGGGGAUGGAAACAGCACAGUCCGUUUUGUCUCAAUGCGUGAUGCCUUGACAGCAGACACAGAUCCCAAGGCUGGAUGCCCCUGCCGCCAGGAUGGGGAAACCCCAUUCAUGGAGAACACCUCUGGCAUGGGGGUGUUCGUGGGCAUCCAUGUGGGCUUUGCUGCCCUCAUCAUCUGUCUCCUCUGCCUCCUCCUGGGCUGGCGCCAUAGUUUCUUAUGUAGGAAAGGGUCUGGGGAGCACUGGACUGUACCCUCAGCCUCUGCUGACAGGGCUUCACUAGGACAGCUGGAGAGUGGAGGAAAACCUGGAGAGAGGAUUGAGCUCAUUUCCCAGGUCACUGUGGAGCAACAGUCAGCAGCCUAG